Molecule: messenger RNA, 876 nt
Organism: Prunus persica (peach)
Lineage: Eukaryota; Viridiplantae; Streptophyta; Magnoliopsida; Rosales; Rosaceae
Exons: 2
Coding region: 32-718 (228 amino acids)
Source: RefSeq, a predicted model, not a curated record
UCCAAACUCACUCACCGUUAUUACAAACACUAUGGCUGCUCGCUUUCUCUCUUUUUUCAUCCUUGCCUCUUUCCUUGCCCUAGCUUCCUUGCAUGGGGGCCAUGCUGUCGAAUUUGUUGUCGAAAACCGGGCCCCGAACACCCCCGGCGGUAUCCGCUUUACAAAUGAGCUGGGGUUGGACUACACCCAGCAAACAAUGGGAACCGCCACAGAUUUCAUUUGGAACCUCUUCGCGGAAACUACACCGGCAGAUAGAAGGGACGUGCAACGCGUGAGCUUGUUUGUGGAAGACAUCGAUGGCAUUGCAUUUUCCAGCAACGAUGAGAUUCAUGUCGGGGCUAAAUACAUUGAGGGCAUACAGGGUGAUAUCAAAACAGAUUUCAAUGGGGUACUUUACCAUGAGAUGACACAUUCAUGGCAGUGGAAUGGACAGGGUCAAGCUCCUGUUGGAUUGAUAGAAGGGAUUGCAGACUUUGUGAGGUUGAAGGCGGAUUAUGUGCCCAAUGGAUGGGUAAAGUCGGGUGAAGGUCAAAGGUGGGAUGAAGGUUAUUCAGUGACUGCAAGGUUCCUGGACUAUUGCAAUGAUCUUCAACAAGGGUUUGUGGCUGAACUGAACAAGAAGAUGAGAGAUGGCUACAGUGACAACUUCUUUCAGGAGCUGCUUGGGAAGACAGUUGAUCAACUGUGGACCGACUACAAAGCUAAAUUUGCAAACUAAUAGUUAUUAAUGUUAUGAAAGUCUAGUUCCAACGUUGGAUUAAAAUAAAUUAGAUAAAUGAAAAAAACAGUCCAAAUAAUUAGUGGAAUAAUAGUCUAUUGGUUAUGUUGUUUGCAUAUUUGUGAGAGUAAAAUUAUAUUGUUGAUGCAUUAUUAUUG